Molecule: messenger RNA, 2115 nt
Organism: Dendronephthya gigantea
Lineage: Eukaryota; Metazoa; Cnidaria; Anthozoa; Malacalcyonacea; Nephtheidae
Product: leucine-rich repeat flightless-interacting protein 2-like
Exons: 14
Coding region: 323-1501 (392 amino acids)
Biological process (GO): regulation of DNA-templated transcription
Source: RefSeq, a predicted model, not a curated record
UCCACCAUGGCGGAUUUCUGUGUGUUUGGAAAAAAACUGCCGUAUUAUAUCACCACAGAUACGUCGUAGUAUACGAAAUCAAGAACCAGGCAAAGCAACAAAUCGUAGCGACGAAAGCCAUUGGUAUUUUUAAAGCUGGGAUAUUUCUUUUUAUUCUUCUCGGUUUGCGAUAAAUAUCAUACAAGUUUAUCAAGAUAUCAUCUCUAUUUCAUGAGUGUUCUUGGGCUUCCGCUCUAUAAAGGGACCAGUUGACCCUCGAUCGUUGUCCGAAUAUUUAUCCUUUGCAUUGGAAUACGUACUAAAUAAAGAAAGGCAAAACACGAUGAGUGCAGGGCGAAGAAGAAGUGGCAACAACACAGCUGGCACAUCUACAGAAGACCAAGCCUUGAACCAAAUUGCUUCAGAGGCUGAAUCAAGAUUAGCUGCAAGAAGGGCUGCAAGAGCUGAAGCCAGGAGCAUUCGAAUGAAAGAAUUAGAAAAACAGCAGAAAGAGAUUGACGAAGAGUACCAGAAACAACAAUGUCAAAAUGAGGAUACUCCAGUGAAAAAAAAAAAUCCCCCUGCGCGGACAAACUCCACUGGUUCAAUUGAAAAUGCAAAUUGUGAUGUGGAUGGUCAUGAUGACAUUGACAAAACUAAUAAACAGCUUCAGGAUAAAGUGACAGAGUUGGAAGAAAAAUACCGAAAAGCUAUGGUCCAGAUAGCUCAACUAGAUGAUGAAAAACAAGCUUUAGUCUAUCAAACUGAAGAUUUAAAAGACAAGCUAGAAGAUGGAGAAGAUGCCUGUACAGAGGCCCGUUAUGAAUUAAAAGAAAAAAAUAAGGAAAUUGAACGCUUAAAACGUCAAAACAAAACCCUGGAAAAUGAGAUUCAACAAUACAAGGAAGCAAUAGAAUAUCGGGAUAACUUUAUCGCUGAGAAAGGCCUAUCACUAUUUGAAGAUACGCAACAGCCAGAAACCUCAGCCGCUGAGUGCGAUGGUGGAAAUACUUCAACAUCAAAUGAAGAAAAUGCCGGCUCAACAUUACCUGUAGAGGAUAAAACAAAUUCAAAUGACUCAGCUGCUCGAAGGGCGUCCAUAUCUGAUGAUAAAGAGAUCUUAGUUGAUCAGAUAAAACUAUUGCAAUCACAAGUAGCUGAUAUGAAGACUGAUGCUGGUGUAGAUAGACGACAUUUAGAAGUCCCAACACAAGACGAGUUAGAAGAUAUUAGACGAGAGUUUGCUAGACAAGUUAGCGAUAUGAAAAUUAAAGUGCACAAAAUGGAGCAAGAAAAUACGAGAUUGGAAGGCUUGGUGAUGAGGUUAGAAAAUCAGGUGAAACGUUAUAAAUCACAGGCGGAAGCUGCUGAAGCGACAGAGGAGAACUUGAAAACUGAAAAGCGAAAGUUGCAGAGAGAGCUCCGAAAAGCUCAAGAUGAUAUAAUCGAAAUACAAACGGCGCAUGAUCACAUACAAAAACGAUACGAGAAAUUGAAAAAUCGCCGCAAGGAAGAUUCAUAAAUCUGGUGAGAAGUGAAUAAUAUAAAAAUAGAAAAUGAAAUCCCAACCUCUCAAUGGAGGAUGGCUUCGUGGACAGUAGUGUCUUUCACGCCUUAAAUGAAGGUGAUUGAGUCUUCCUGCGUAAUAUAGGGUAGUUGAAUUCAGACGUACGACGAUUAGGCAAGGAUAUAGGUAUCCCGAACACUUUCAACACAAUUAAAAUCUGACACAACAUUACUUCCUUAUCGCCAUGUCUCUAUUUUUUAAAUUAUCCGAGUUUGUUAAAUUGUUAGUUCCAAUGGCCGAGAAAAAUGAGGCGUUUAGUCGCCGUCGGUCGGUCGGGCAAACUACCUUUCAACUAUGCUUAGUUAGCCUACGCCCAGAUUGAUAUACACAGUCUAUAUGUAUACAUCUGCGUACAGGCUGUACUUUGUGUGAUUUGUGAAAUUAAUUACAUUAAGAUCAAAAGACAGGUUUGCCAAUGAUGAAGAAUAUGUAGAAACAAAUUGUUUUAGGUUAGGUUUUCGAGUGCAAGUUGUGUUUAGUAGUGUAUGAACGAAAUGUAAUUAAUAGGAUAUUUUAAAGAGCUGAAAUGUAGUAACUUGAGUUAGAUAAAAAAUACAAUGUUUAAAUUG